Molecule: messenger RNA, 2262 nt
Organism: Acanthopagrus latus (yellowfin seabream)
Lineage: Eukaryota; Metazoa; Chordata; Actinopteri; Spariformes; Sparidae
Gene: alg11
Product: ALG11 alpha-1,2-mannosyltransferase
Exons: 5
Coding region: 57-1574 (505 amino acids)
Biological process (GO): protein N-linked glycosylation
Cellular component (GO): endoplasmic reticulum membrane
Molecular function (GO): GDP-Man:Man(3)GlcNAc(2)-PP-Dol alpha-1,2-mannosyltransferase activity
Source: RefSeq, a predicted model, not a curated record
GCAGCUGUAAAAAAAAAAAAAAAAAAAAAAAAACAGGGCAGGAAACUUGAAAGGCGAUGUGUUGUCAAAUUUCAUUUGGCAAGAUGUCGGGCCACGAUCAGCUGGUCCACUGUUUGUGUGAAAUAACCAGGUUGCUGUGGAAGUUGCUGCUGCCCCUGGUGUUUCUGUGCGUGCUGCUGAUCGCCGUCCUCGUCCUGCUGGUGCUGGCGGUGCGUCUCUGGCUGCAGAGCAGCAGGAACGCUCGGCGGGCGAGAGACGGCCGUCCCACCGUGGCCUUCUUCCACCCCUACUGCAAUGCCGGUGGCGGUGGGGAAAGGGUGCUCUGGUGUGCCAUCAGGGCUCUACAGAACAGGUACGUGGACAUCAACCUUGUGGUGUACACGGGGGACCUGGGUGUGACGGGCCAGCAGAUUCUGGAAGGGGCGCGGCGCCGUUUCAACAUCGUGCUCCCCCGGCCGAUUCAGUUUGUGUUCCUGAGGCACCGGCUGCUCGUGGAGCCCGGCCUGUUUCCUCACUUCACCCUGCUGGGACAGAGCGUGGGCUCCAUCUUCCUGGGGUGGGAGGCGCUGACGGAGUUCGUCCCAGACCUGUACAUCGACUCCAUGGGCUACGCCUUCACUCUGCCCCUGUUUCGCUACUUGGGAGGCUGCAGCGUGGGGAGUUACGUUCACUAUCCCACCAUCAGCACUGACAUGCUGUCUGUAGUGAGAGAAAGGAACCCCAGGUUCAACAACCCCGACUACGUCUCCAACAGUCUGUUCCUGAGUGCUUUCAAGGUGGUUUACUACUGCCUGUUCGCCCUGCUCUACGGCAUGGCCGGCUCCUGCAGUGACCUCAUCAUGGUCAACUCUUCCUGGACUCUCGAUCACAUCCUGUCACUGUGGCGCGCUCCCAACCGCACCAGCGUGGUCUACCCACCCUGCGACGUCAGUGGGUUCCUGGACGUGCCGCUGGAGGAGGACGGGGACAGGAAGUGCCACUCGAUCGUCUCCAUCGGGCAGUUCAGGCCGGAGAAGGACCACCGGCUGCAGAUCAAAGCGUUCAAGAGGGUGUUGGACAGGAGGAGGGAGGGGCUUGGGGGCAGGGAGGCCCUGAAGUUGGUCCUGAUUGGUGGGUGCAGGGACCAGCAGGACGAAGACAGGGUGCUCAUGUUGCGGGGGCUGUGCCAGGAGCUGGGUAUCGGCGACAGGGUUGAGUUUAAACUGAACAUAUCCUUCGAGGAACUGAAGCGAGAGAUGGGGGAAGCCACCAUCGGGCUGCAUACCAUGUGGAACGAACACUUUGGAAUAGGCGUCGUGGAGUGCAUGGCAGCAGGGAAGGUCAUGCUUGCCCACAAGUCCGGCGGCCCCAAGUUGGACAUCGUGGUGCCUUACGAGGGCGGCCAGACCGGCUUCCUGGCCGACGACGAGGAAAGUUACGCCGAGGCCAUAGACAGGAUCCUGGCGCUGCCGCCAGCCAUGCGGCUGCAGAUCAGGCGCAACGCGCGUCAGUCUGUGGCUCGCUUCUCAGAUCAGGAGUUUGAAGCAUGUUUCCUCACUGCUAUGGAGCCUCUGAUGGGAACACUUGAACGAUGAGAGGGGGACUCAUUAGUUGCCUGUGUGUAUAGUUACGCUGGAUAGUUACUUUGAGCACCUUUUCUUUGAUGCACUUAGGGCUGCAUUCACACUGUACGACUGGUGACAAAAUGGGAUUAUAUUGACACAGUUACUGCUCACAUGCUCAUACAGGGCGGACCAAAUUGUCAACACAUGCCGACACCAAGCAUUAGUGCACACGAAUUUGUUCUAAAAAGCAGAAAAAAACCCUCCCACAUAAGAGAACCUUAUACAUCUCCAUAAUCCACUGUAUCAUGUUUUGAGCAAGUGCUCUUCCUCUUUUCAAUUUCGUAUUAUUCUUAUAAAAACCUGUGCACAGUUUAUGUACAUGGCCCCUAUCAGAAAUAAUCUUUUUAAAAGGUGAGUGCUUAUUAGGUACGAUUAGGAUCUAAUUCUGUCUACGGAGUAACGAAUGCAGCUGCAGAAAACUGUGUAGUUCUGUUACACAAGUAUCUGUAAAUACUAGAUUAUCCUGUGACAUGCCACUUCAAGCUCUUGUCACAUUUUUUUUUUUUUGUUACAGGACACAUUCCUUUUGUCAGUAGUGUUGGUUUAAUUAAAGAGAUUAUAUUUAAUGUGAUGGUAAUGGGACUCAAUGUCAUGUUCAAAAUGUGAAGUAUUUUUUUAUAUUGAUGAUGAAUGUAAUAAAGAUAUGAUGAGUAAGGGG